Messenger RNA from Metarhizium brunneum ARSEF 3297, 2367 nucleotides. RefSeq lists its product as uncharacterized. Lineage: Eukaryota; Fungi; Ascomycota; Sordariomycetes; Hypocreales; Clavicipitaceae. The record is from RefSeq and is a predicted model, not a curated record.
AUGACUCACAAGGUAUUCGGAUGGCUGAUCGCCCUGGCCCUUUCCGAGGGAGUCUGGGGUGGCCCUACUCAACUGCCAUCCGGCUCUCGUAUCACUAUCGGCUACCGACGCGUCCAUCCUAAUCAAGCCGCAAAAUACAAGGAAGCCGGUACUCUUACCGAUGAUCCAAUAACAGGCCACACGCAAAUUGGCGAAGGCGUCUAUCUGACAGCCGGGUAUGGACAGUGGGAGGGGCACGCAGGAGACGUCGACUGCGCUGUCACUGCUGACGAGGAAGAAUUCCGCACAGUGCCCAAGGUUAUCCUCCCUGACGAGCAAUUGUUGGACACGACUCAUGAGGAAAUUGAUGCAUACAUCAAAAGCCAGGAUAGCAGCUGGGACCCCCUAAAGACCAUACGAAUAUCACAUAUCCCCAAGUAUGGAGAUGGAACGGUAGCUCAGAUGGCUAUACCGCAAGCAUUGCUUAAUUCCCGCGGCGGCAGUCUCCAGAUCCAAGUCGACUGCGAGGACGCCCAAGGUCCAACCGUGGACUAUGGCCAAUGGGAAAAUACCAAAGGAGACGCCAGCAUCAUGCCUGCAAGAGCCGAUUCCAACAAAAUAUUCGAUCUAUCCAACGAACUAGAUGCAUCCAGAGACCUGGUUGAACAGGUAAGCUCCCCAGAGCACAUUGCUCAACUGGAGCUACGCGCAACAAACGCCAUGUACACGGCCAGAGAAGGCGUCAGACACUACGUCAAGACUGCAGAAGAAUGCAAGGGCGACAGCGUUCUAAAAGGUCUCUGUAAGGACCAAAUCAAGUAUUACUUGCAAGACAGGCAGGCAUAUGCAAGAUUCUUGAUCAGGGCAGCCGAGCGGUCAUUUGAAAUGCUCACAACGCCCCUCAACGCAGUCAUCGACGAUGCAGCGAGGCAGCGCGCCAUUCAGGCCUUGCAGGAAUGGGCAACCAGACUGCAAAGACAGGUGGAUGCCAGAGCGAAGAAUCUGGAAGCUCUUAAAAAGGGCGAACCUGUGAAGGGGCUCGACGACCCCAAAGAGCGGGAUAUAGAAAAGACGGCGCUUAAGCGCGAAUUAAAGGCCAUGAAGAAGAAGUUGAGCAAGUUAGUAGACAAGGCUGCUACCUUUGGGGCCAAAGCAGAGCAGGGCAGCGUUCCGCCUAAAGAGGGUCAGAAGCAGACCAAACUUCAACAGUUGCGCGAGUGGUUACAAAAGAAUAAGAAUAGAUUUUUCCCUUCGGGCGACGGCGACAAGGACGAGUAUGAACCUACCGCUGGCAAGGACGACAAGGACCCGUCGCGGCGAGAGGCCUGUGUAAAGGAGCAAUAUAGCGGCGAUGCCAGCCAGGCGUUUGAAACGGCCUACACCGUCAUAGAGGAACGUGAUGACGAGGACCGAAUUUGUCCAGAAGGACAAGAGGGCGCAGCGGCGUGUGCAGCGGCCAAGUUCAAGGGAGACGGCCAAGCGGCGUUUUCCGAUGCCUAUCAGCUGCUCAAGGCAAUAGACAGCUUGGAACUAGUCUGUCCACCGCCAGACACUGCCGGAGACGCACCCGGCGGCAGUAGCCCAGCAGCAGACUUGGCAGGUCUUCGCAGCGAAGGAUGGCGGCUUUUCGUACAACAAGCCCUCGGCCUGGGAUAUACCCGCGAGCGUCUGGUGCACAUUUUAGACCGAGGCGUCGGCCUGUUGCAACUGGACAAUCCCCGGCUCUACGACCUCCUCCGCCAGCAUCCCGCCGCGUUCAACGUCCUGCUCGGAUUGCGCAGAGACGGGGUGCGGCUCUCGUCGUGUCUUCCCGACGGACGCCUCCAACGCCGGGCCAACGGCGCGGGACAAUCCAGCGAUCAUUGCGAAAUCGUGCGUGCCAUGACGAGCGGGAAACAGGCGGACAACGCGACCCCGAACGAUGACGGAAAACAGCCGCCGACGAAGCAGGAGCCGCCGAAAGAACCGGAAAACAAGUUCCACGACCAAGUGAAGAAAUUGCAACAUGUAUCCUCGGGCGACGGCUCGUGGACGGGCGGAAUCCUAGGCGCUUUUUUUGCAGGGCCUCUAUUCGCGGGGUCCAUUCUCGCUACGUCGCCCGAGGUGGUCGCCCUCAUUGGAGAGCUCGGCGCCAGUCUCGGGCUGGCGGGGACCGCGGCCGGGAGCUUCUCCGAGUCAUCGGCCGUGGGUGGGGCCUUGUCGGCGGUGCGAUCGGCGGCCGCACGAUCGGUUGGUUCCAUCUUGCGGAGGACCAUUGGGCGGCUGAAUUACCUGGCGCACCGGGCCAUUAACCCCGUCGUGAGGAGGAUCGUGAGCGACGCCGUGCGGGCUGGCACACGGGCGGCGGAGCGGGCGCCUUUGCUGGGAGCUGGCAGUUUGGUGCACUAG